Molecule: messenger RNA, 2314 nt
Organism: Ochotona curzoniae (black-lipped pika)
Lineage: Eukaryota; Metazoa; Chordata; Mammalia; Lagomorpha; Ochotonidae
Gene: ANKMY2
Product: ankyrin repeat and MYND domain containing 2
Exons: 10
Coding region: 74-1396 (440 amino acids)
Molecular function (GO): protein binding
Source: RefSeq, a predicted model, not a curated record
GGGAGCCGCGUCAGUGGCGGUGGUCUGCAGGAGCUGGGCCUGCGGCGACACCACCUCCAAGCUGGCGGCCGCGAUGGUGCACGUGCAGAAAGGCGAGCUGACUCCGGAGGAGAAGGAGCUGCUAGAAGCCAUUGGGAAAGGUACUGUUCAGGAAGCCGGGGCACUGUUAUCCAGCAAGAAUGUCCGUGUCAACUGCUUGGAUGAGAACGGGAUGACUCCCCUGAUGCACGCAGCGUACAAAGGGAAGCUUGACAUGUGCAAGCUGCUUCUGCGCCACGGAGCUGACGUGAAUUGUCAUCAACAUGAACACGGAUACACGGCCCUCAUGUUCGCUGCGCUCUCAGGGAGCAAGGACAUCACCUGGGCCAUGCUGGAAGCUGGCGCGGAGACGGACGUGGUCAACUCGGUGGGAAGGACGGCUGCUCAGAUGGCCGCCUUUGUGGGUCAACAUGACUGUGUGACGAUAAUCAACAAUUUCUUUCCACGAGAGAGGCUGGAUUAUUACACCAAGCCCCAGGGACUGGAUAAAGAGCCAAAGCUGCCCCCAAAGCUGGCAGGCCCGCUGCACAAAAUCAUCACCACCACGAACCUUCACCCUGUCAAGAUCGUGAUGCUUGUGAACGAGAAUCCCCUGCUGGCGGAGGAAGCGGCCCUGAGCAAGUGCUACCGAGUGCUGGACCUGAUCUGCGAGAAGUGCAUGAAGCAGAGAGACAUGAACGAAGUCUUGGCCAUAAAGAUGCACUAUAUCAGCUGUCUGUUUCAGAAGUGCAUCGGCUUCUUGAAGGACGGAGAGAAUAAACUGGACACUUUGAUCAAGAGCCUGUUGAGAGGCCGCGCGUCCGAUGGCUUCCCAGUGUACCAAGAGAAGGUGGUGCGAGAAAGCAUCAGGAAGUUUCCCUACUGCGAAGCCACACUCCUGCAGCAGCUGGUGCGAAGCAUCGCUCCUGUGGAAAUUGGCUCCGAUCCCACUGCCUUCUCUGUGCUCACCCAGGCCAUCACUGGGCAGGUGGGCUUUGUGGACGUUGAGUUCUGCACCACCUGUGGAGAAAAAGGAGCAAGUAAAAGAUGUUCAGUGUGCAAAAUGGUAAUCUAUUGUGAUCAGUCCUGCCAGAAAACACACUGGUUUGCCCAUAAGAAAGUCUGUAAGCAGCUGAAGGACAUGUGUGAGAAGCAGAGGUUGGAGGCUGCCAAAGAAAAGAGUCCAAAGAAGAACAAUGGCAAAUGUGAUGCCAAUUCCAGCUGUGGUGAUGAACAGCCAGCAGGUGCAUCGGGAACCUCCCAGGAGGGUCUAUGUUCCAAGGACCAGGUAGAUGGAGAGAGAGAAUCUGUUCUGAGUGAGGUGGACGUAGGAGGGGGGCAGGAUGCACCCAGCGGGCCCCAGGCAGCCGAGGAGUGAAACAGUAUGGCAGGUGUCAGCGUGGAUGGUUGUCGCCCCGGCUGUCAGCUGGAAGACUCGUGUAACUAGUGUCGUCAUUGCCCAUGACACCUGCAUGGCACCAGACGGGACUAGACAUAGCAUAAAAACUUCCUCUGGUGCCCUACAUGGCCUCGUUUCUGCUUCGUUUCUGUCCUACAACGGAACACAUAAUCCUAUGGAAAAUAUUUGCUUUCAAAAUCCGGAAAAGGCAUUUCCAGGCCCUCCAGGGAGACUGGCUCCCCAACUCUGGCUCUCACAGGGAAAGAAGUCCCCUUUAAGAAAACGUCACCACCAGGGAACGAAAGGAGAAGCGGAAGAGAUGUGCGAAGGGAGAUUUUUCCAGGAAGGAGCGCAGACAGGUUGGAAAGUCCUAACUUACGCAUGCAUCAGGCUCAGAGUAACAGCACGGCGCGGCAGCGAGGUUGUCCGUGACGCAGGGACACGGCAGGGAGCUGAGUGUUGGACAUCAGCCUGAGCCGCGUGGGCCCGGGGAGAGCAUACCUUCAGAAAUGUCAGAUCCCUCGGGAGGAAACAAGGCCUCCCCAGGAUAUGUCAGCAUGUGCUUUAAAACAAAUAAAUAAAUACAUAAAAUAGUUCCCGAACCUUCUGAUGAACUAACCCACUGAACGUACUGUGGACAGGGUUCUUGUAAAACCGGUCCCCGUGCCACCCUCUGCCCAGGCGGCUGACUCUGUCUUCCUGCCAGCUCUUCAGAGGGCUCCUCCCGUCCAGAAACUGUGACUGACAUCCCAUUUAGGUCAGGUCCCGGCACCCACCUUUAGCUGACCCGGUAUUUGAACAGAGCUGGAAGGUGCCGUACAGAAGGCAAUGCUGAGUCUCCUCCAAUUGGGACUUUUUUCGUGUGAUUUUACAAUAAAUUGUGCCUAUUGAGAUAAA